UAAUUGUGUCCUGUCCGAGAAGCUUCUGUUUAACCUUAUAUAGCCGAUUUUCUGCCUUGUUCCGGGUGGAAGUUAGCCAGCACUAAGCGGGUGCGGUUGUGUGUGUGGGAGCUGCUGGGCCCACCUGUUUGGGCUUUCAGGAGCAAUCACACGGUCUGGAGUUGUGAGCUGGGUGAUGGGAUCUGUGAGCUGUUCACUUCUUGCUGCUUUCUUUCUGCUCCACGGCUGCUCUCUUUGGUCUGUGUUCGUUCUUUGUGACGGCGGAGCGCCGCCUCCGGAGCGAAUCCGAAGUAGAGUGGAGUCAGCGGCGACGCCGGCGUCGGGUCGGGCUGUGGUUGGGGCUGUCACUUCGUCACUUGUGUGUGCGACUUCGGUUAAUAGCAGCGGCGCUGCGUUACUAGCCCGCAGUCGCAGACCACACGCGCCACGGGAACCAUUGAGCGUCAGCGGUAGUACUGGAUCUCGACACCGUCACCUCCUCGACAAACCCAAACCCAAACACACGACCAACACACAGACAAAACCGAACCACAAACACUCAAAACACAAACAAAACAAAAGACAUCUGGGCCAGUGCAAGUGCGAGUGCCCGGUAUCGCCUCCGCCUGGCGUUAUCAACGGCAAUAUCGGAAUCGGAAACACCAACGAACACCAGAGCCACAGCGAGCCGAGGACGCAUCCAAUCGAUCCGCUGACGUUGCCGGCAAAGACCCAUCUAUUCUGCUCCAACUCCACCACCAUGGCAGCCGCUCACGAGCCAACGAUCCACUAUCUGGACAGCGUCCUCAACGAGGAGGAGAAGCGAUGCGAGUACAGCCACCAGUGGCGGAACUUCUCCAUCUCCCGCUCCGGUCGGUUCAGGUCGAAGAACAAGAAGCGGGACGCGGUGGAUGGCAAGCUCUUCGAUGCCCACAGUGCCGUAGGAUCCACUAAGGAGAACGAAAAGGUCUCUGCACGCAGUUCGUCCAGCGCAAAGAACUCCGGCCCAGCAGCGAACACAGGAUCGCCGGCGACAACAGGCAGCAACCCAGCGCGAAGUCAGCGUGAAAAGACGGAGAGCUAUAAAAGUUUUUACGAAACGAAUUUAUAGGUAGCUACUGGGGCCUGGACAAGCGCUACGCGUAUUCCUUAUAAGUAUAUUCUUAUGCAUCUAUAACUUAGCAUGGCGCUUUAUUUAAUCAGAUUGAGAGGUCAAGGGAGAGAGAGAAAGCGAAGGUGGUUGGGAAGGGCUAAGAUAUAGGGCUUAUUGCACUAGUUGCAGGCUAUACAGCGCAGGGAAGACGAGAAGCAUCUGCUGUAAUCGCGGUUUUAAAAUUUAGUAAGGCAUAGUUUGCACACCCUCACUUUCUCUCUCCGGGCUUAUAUCGAUUGUACUUAAGUAAAAUUGUUAGUUAUAAAUUAUUAUCUCCAGCAUGCUAGCUCGCUUAUGUUAGAUUGUAAAGUAUUAAAACGUGAUAACUGCACUAAAUUAUAUGCAUACUUUAAGUUUACAGCUACGUUAUUGUACGUCUUACAUUAGUCAAAGUGAUUACAUAUUUGAAUCUGACCAAUAAAGAACGAGGUUCGAUUUAA
Molecule: messenger RNA, 1572 nt
Organism: Drosophila serrata
Lineage: Eukaryota; Metazoa; Arthropoda; Insecta; Diptera; Drosophilidae
Source: RefSeq, a predicted model, not a curated record